Molecule: messenger RNA, 1968 nt
Organism: Schistosoma rodhaini
Lineage: Eukaryota; Metazoa; Platyhelminthes; Trematoda; Strigeidida; Schistosomatidae
Source: the annotation of a GenBank genome assembly
AUGAGAUUUACUGUCUAUUUGAGGCUUUCGAGUGAAGAUGACAUAUGCUUUCUUUGUAUAUGUGUUCAGAAUACUUCAGUUCCACUAAGCUUACUCGGUAUAUGGCGAAAGGUUGGAGAAGCUGAGUUUAUUUGUACAGUUACUCCAGGUGACAAAAUGACAGUGGUACUGGAAUCAAACUACCUACGUGUAAAAAGUCAUUUAGGAGAGACGAAAUUCCACCAUAUUGAGGUACCGGAAGAUGAUCAGUCAGUAGCUAAAACAAUAAAAUGCCAAAUGCUGCAAAUGGCAGAAUUAAAUGAAUCAUCCUUUGGAAAACUUAUAAUCAGAAAACAUUCCAGUAACUCAAUCUUCCAAACAAUUUUUGAAGUUAAACUGGAUCUGAAUUUUGAAAGCUCGUUUUUGAAAAGAGGAAGUUCGUGGACUGUAGAAAGCCUCUAUGACCUAGCAUCACUGUACGGGUACCUUCAUUCACCAUUCAGAUGGCAUCGUUUCGCAGAGUUACUUGGUUUUACUUCAAAGGAAAUCCAUGAAAUAAAUGAAACACUCUCACAAACUGAAUACUAUGUUAAUGACUCAACUAUAUCAGAAUCAAACUUAAUGACACCAAGAAGAAUAUUUUGCUUAUUACUAUCUAAGUUUCAAAAGUUUGGUGGAUGCUUAUCUCAAGUUGCAAGUAUCCUUUAUACAGCCUCACGAAAUAAAAAUGAGAUUCCUGAUAAUCUAUCACAACCGAACAAAUACUUAAAUGAUUUUAAAAUGUUUUCAGAUUGUUAUCACCAUAAUCAUCCAAAAUCUUACAUAUACUUUAAUGAUGAUGAGUCCUCUGUUUCAGAGCGAAUUUGUCAACCUCAAAAAAUAACUAAUAGUAUCUGUCAUCCGAACCAACUGAAUCAGAAUAUAAAUUUUCCUAUUACUGAACAGUAUAAUCAUGUUGAAACACAUUAUGGAAGUGGAGGUGAUCAUUAUCAGCCUAAACAAAUUAUAAAUGAAUCAAGAAGAAAGAUAUUUAGAAACGGUAGUCUAGAUAGAAUGAUGAAUUUGAAAAAACCAUGGUCAAGACAUGUUAGACGAAGAAAUAGCUUGCCCACGACUGACCAAUUAAAUGAUCCUAAUCAUAUUAUUACACUACCCACCUUUAAACUGGCAAACGAAUUUGAAAAUUUUAUAGAAUUUGGUACACCUAUUAAACGUACCUCCUCUUAUCUUAAUUCAGAUGAAGAAAUAUCUCAAAUCACAUCACAUAAAAAACAAUGUACAAAUAAUAAUAAUAAUAUUGAAAUCCGGCAACAAAAACAUGAAUCUAUUCGUAAGCCUAAAAUUAUAACAAAACGUCGAGCAGAUAAAAAUUUACAUCAACAGCGUAGAUCAAAUCAAGCUUUAUUACCUAAUCUAUGGCAUCCUUCGAUAUCUUCAACAACGGACAAUACAACUAAACAUAUAUUAAAUGUUGUAAAUGCAAAAAUUGAAGAAACUAAACGAGAAACUGAAGCAAUUCAUAAGAAUGUUAUAUCAUUUUUGGAAAAAAUACAAUCCCCUGUUAAAAAUAUACCAAAUUUCACUGAAUGUAAUCAAAAAGUCAAAGAAACCAAUUCAUUAUUUCUUUUUUCAGAUAGAUCUAUUCAAGAUAAUGAUAUAUGGGAUAUUAUUCACUUAUGUAAUAAUAAUACUAAUGCACCGAAUUGGAAAAGUUGGCUUAAAAUAUGUCAUCCUACAUAUAAUGAACUAAAUCUAUUCGAUAAAAACUGGUCGAAAGUUUUAAAUUUUAAUAAAAUUGAUCAACGUUAUACAUCUUAUCUUAUUUUAUUAAACUGGAUAGAGAUUAAUUCGAAUCCUGAAACAAGCAUUAAACCAACUUAUAUGAAUUUAUUUAAACAAUUAAUGAAUGAAGGUUAUAAUGAAUUUGUGAUUUUAUGUAAACAAAAACUUUUCAAUAUUAAUUCACGCAAACGAAAUUUUAUUGGUUAG